Phytophthora sojae is the source of this 402-nucleotide messenger RNA. RefSeq lists its product as hypothetical. The transcript has a single exon. NCBI's taxonomy places the organism in Eukaryota, Oomycota, Peronosporomycetes, Peronosporales, Peronosporaceae. The annotation marks the transcript as partial. The record is from RefSeq and is a predicted model, not a curated record.
CGUGCGAAGCCACUCGCGACUGUGUGGUACGAGUGGUUUCUGCCUCCGUUGCCAAGCGCGCGUCCAAACCGGCGGCGCUAUCACGAGUGCGAGGUGGCCGUGGCCUUUAUGCGGGUUUUUCUCCCAGCCGGAUACAACGUGACCGGAGAUGAGGUCACAGCAAAGGGACGCAUCCUGAGCUCAGGACGGGAGGCCGAGGCAAACGUUCUUGCUUUCCUGGAGGCUGAGAACGUGAAAGCAAAGUCGCAUGGCACAAUUGUUAAGGUUUUGAAGCGGAUGUAUGCUCAAGGCAAGCUAGACGACCGCAUCAGGAAUUACCAGCGACUUCAGCAGGAAGGCAAUGCUCUUGAAGAUGCACCGGUGCGUGUUCUUGAGCCCUACAACAAUCCCAGCAUAACGUAA